Aspergillus brunneoviolaceus CBS 621.78 is the source of this 3602-nucleotide messenger RNA. RefSeq names its product WD40 repeat domain-containing protein. The record is from RefSeq and is a predicted model, not a curated record. NCBI's taxonomy places the organism in Eukaryota, Fungi, Ascomycota, Eurotiomycetes, Eurotiales, Aspergillaceae. Gene Ontology annotation, molecular function: protein binding. The coding region runs from base 1 to 3390 and encodes 1129 amino acids. The transcript is spliced from 9 exons.
AUGUCACCUUCUUCGGUCUUGCGCGCUUUUUACUCGUUGAAGCACGUCAGCACUGAAGCUUUUGUGCUACGCGAAUCUGGCGUGUCCUGCCUCUAUUGGCCUCAAGAUGAGGGGAAGCAGAAGACACUUGCCUCAGAGAACCCCGUUGACGCACCCGAGCAGUCCUUGAAUCAAACCAACCAUGUCGGCGAGCCAGAUAAUUCUCCCAUCGUUCAGACCCAGAAGGCUGAGCAUGCUUCUAUUGCCUUUGCUGAGGACUUCUGGGAAAUCGCUUUUCGGUCGCUGGAUCAGAAUGAGCAGUCACGGCUGAGAUCGGUUCAUGAUGGGCCCGAUGAUACAAGUCUCGCGGCAGUGCUGCAAGGCACUGUCCAUGUGGUUGAGACGCAGUUCCAGAUUCGAAAACUGAGAGACGAUGAGCAUCGAAUCAGAAGGGCUGCCAAGUGCACUUUGAACUCUGCUAUCUCAGUGCGGGAUGCUAUUAGUGGCAUUGUUGCCGCUGAUCCCACAGGACAUGCAUCUGCCGCCUGGAUGGCCCAAAACGAUAUCGCACUUCAGAACGCCUUGUUCGAAUCCGCCGAAGUUCUGUCCGCGAUACUCGCUCGUUAUACUGUUGUGGAGAAGCUUUCGCGGGCAAGCCAUGCGGAUACCAGCAAAGGGAUGGAAGGGAGCAUUAUUCACCUAUGGAUCGUGUUCGACAACUCAGCCUUUGGGGAGAGGAUAUGGACCAGUGUUUCGGUUCCCGACCUUGCCAGCCACCGCCUGUUGCUGCUUCGAACGAGUAUUGAAAAAGAAGAUCAGGCCAUCAACAGUUGGGUCAAUCUUGACCAGAAUAUCCAGAAGGCCUACCAAGCUUUCCAAAUUUCGAAGUUACCGGUUGCCGCAGAGGCUAUCUAUGGCUCUUUUGAGAGGCGGUAUGAAGAAUUAUGUUUUGAAGGCACAAGAAUCGAAAAGUUGGAGAAGAUUGUAAGCUGGGUGGAUGAUCCCGAGGGAGAGCAAUUCUUCUGGCUGAACGGCAUGGCGGGCACUGAAAAGUCCACAAUUUCUCGCUCCCUCGCUAAGUUAUUCACUGCGCGAGGCAUUCUAGGGGCAAGUUUCUUUUUCGACGGGCGCCGGACGGAGUGUGUCUCACCCAAGCAGCUCGUGCCGACAAUUUUAUAUCAGCUAACAACCCUGCUACCAACACUGAAAGUUGAAAUCCAAGCGGUACUUGAAAAGGACUCUAUCCUAUUUACCAAGACGCUUAGAGAGCAGAUCGACUGCGUCCUCGUGGAGCUGCUAAAGAAGCUGCCAGUGGAUCAACGUCAAAUCCUGAUCUUCAUUAUUGAUGCCAUGGAUCAGUGUAGAGACAAGAGAGACACCAAGCAGCUUUUGAGGAAUCUAGUCAGAGUACGAGGUGUUGGAGCACUCGAUCUGCGAUUCUUCAUCACAAGGAGACCAGAGCCGAAGCCUGAAGAGAAGACCAUCAAGGAGUUGGCCCAACGUGCAAGCCCGCUGUUUAUUGUCGUUUCAACCAUAUGCCUAUUCAUUGACGAUGAACGAUUCAGCCCCGUAGAGCGCACAAGUGUGAUUCUCCAGCACCGGCAUUUUGGCGAUCAGCUCGUCGAGACUUAUCAGACAAUCUUAGAGCAAAUGAUCAUCGAUACCAGGGACGUUGACAGACAGCAGAUUCUCACGGAGUUCUGGUAUAUUGUUGGCUCAGUCAUCACCCUUUACGACCCUCUUCCAGCGACUUCCUUAGCUCUGCUGCUUGACAUGGAGGAAGAUGACGUGCACUUGAGACUCAAAUUCCUCCGAUCCGUGCUCAUCAUACCGGACGGGAAUGAGGCCGAUGCCCCAAUAGAACCUCUGCAACAAUCCUUCCCGGACUUCCUGGGCAAGCAAUGCCUGCGUGUUAUGUCUGACAAGAAGAUUGGCCUUCGCCGGAAUAUCUGCAAUCUUGAAAACGACGGAAUUCUACAAAGCGAGAUCAGUGACGUUACAGGGUCAAUCAGCCCUGUGCUCAAAUAUGCCUGUCGGUACUGGUCAAAGCACCUAUUAGAUGGAGAUGAACCAAGUGAUCAAGGAGACAUGUACUCAUUCUUUCAAGAACACCUUUUGCAAUGGUUGGAAGUAAUGAGCAUCCUUGGUCUGACAUCUGAGGUUUUGACGCAGCUCAGGAGCACGCAAAACCUGAUAGAUAAAACGCGAGAGACUCCUCUUGCUAGACUGCUUCCGGAUGCAGUCCAAUUUGUGAGGAGAGCGAUGGAACCAAUCAGUCUAAGUCCUCUUCAAGUGUAUUCGUCCGCGAUCAUGUUUACGCCGCAAAUCUCCCUCAUACGGAAAAUGUUUGAGAGCAAAGUGCCGAAUGAUUUUGCCGUGCUACCACAGUCCGAAAUGAACAGGGGCGCGCAGCUGCAGACAUCUCAAGGCCCUUAUCCAGUUCGCCCCCUUGCUUUCGGGCCAGAUGAUUGCUUGCUAGCCUUUAGCUGCGAGAGGACAAGUGCCAAGCUCUGGAAUACCGAGGGGACGGGGUCACAGCGAGUGCAGACUUACUUCGAUUGUCCAGACCUCUGGGUCGAGACAUCUACCCUUUCACCGGAUGGUCGCUUGGUAGCCUGCGCCAUGUUUGAUGGCGAAGUCCAGAUAUGGCGUGUAUUUGACAGUGAGAAGCCAAUGGUGCGGUUGCCCAGGUCAGGUAUACACUACCGAGGGGAGUUUGACACCGAUUUCCCAUCGUGCGGCCCGACAAUCAGAGUCAUGGGGUUUUCUUGCAAUAGCCAGAUGGUCGCCACGGCCACAUUUUUCCGCGAGAUCAAAGUGUGGGAUUUGACCAAGCCUGGAGGCCCGCCCAUGCUUAAUGUUGUCGAGCAGGCAACCGUUGAGGCCAUCGGGUUCACAAAUAACGACCAACAGCUCAUGUGGUCUAUAGGAACUCAUAUCAAAAUUUGCAACAAAGGCGAUGAUGGUUCGUAUUCUCGCAGUGCAAUCAUUCCGAUAUGGAAGGGGAAGUCAGACGAAGGGCUUAUGGUUUUUGCGCCGCUCAGCAAGCGAGUAGCAUACUCUGCUCAAAAAGGCCAAGUGAUCAAGCUUCUAAAUCUGGACACCAUCACGAUGAAUCAAGGCGUAGUCAUUCGGAGACUGAGACCCCAUCUAACGACCUUCGACGGACUCCAAUUGUCACGGGAUGACCGGUGGCUGGCGGCUUGGAAUGGCAUUGUCCAGGUCUGGGACCUCGAAAGAAUAGACCUGUUCUUGGCGCGGAUCGGGAAUUCGCACCCUUCGCCAAGUGACGAGCGUUGCGCUUUCCCCGGAUGGACAGAGGCUGGCUUACAGUUCCAACGAGAAGGAGAUCCACCUUUGGCAGGUGGAGAGCAGCGGCGCGGAUACCAUGCUGGACACGUUGCCGAUUGACGUGCCCUCCCCGACGAGGUGUCUCUCCAUUUCACCGGACAGUCAAUAUAUAGCCCGUGCUAGUGACCAGGAGUCGACAUUUGGAGCGUGGCUGAUAAAAUCGUUGUACGCCGGCUGUGGGAUAACUCGGGAGACAUAACGUCGAUAUGUUACUCGGCGGACGGUCGAUUGCUUGCACACGCUGCACGUGACAUUGAGUCCUAUAUUUCCAG